This is a messenger RNA of Solenopsis invicta (red fire ant), 5510 nucleotides long. RefSeq names its product sal-like protein 3. The transcript has 3 exons. The record is from RefSeq and is a predicted model, not a curated record. Gene Ontology annotation, cellular component: nucleus. Bases 1583 to 3340 code for a protein of 585 amino acids. NCBI's taxonomy places the organism in Eukaryota, Metazoa, Arthropoda, Insecta, Hymenoptera, Formicidae. Gene Ontology annotation, molecular function: DNA-binding transcription factor activity, RNA polymerase II-specific; RNA polymerase II cis-regulatory region sequence-specific DNA binding. Gene Ontology annotation, biological process: smoothened signaling pathway; regulation of transcription by RNA polymerase II.
UUCGUCUCUGCCAGUUCAGUUUAAUAUUCCCUCACGUUUCGUUUUGCUGGAGUAGAGUUUGCACGACAUUCUGGUCACGUCGCGCUCUGAUCUCGAGCACUCGAGCAAAGAUAAUUCGAUAAAGAAAAGAAGUACAGUAAAUAAAUAGCUAUAGAUCUUGCGGAGCGCAAUAAAGGGGCCAACCAAGAAGACGCGCAACUAGCGCAACAGCUCAAUCGGCGAAGAUUCAUCGCGCUUCUUCUUACGUCUUCUUCCUCUUCGACGCAUCGUCGUUCUCAGUAAGCGCGGCAAGCAAUACUCAACCUGGAAAGAUGGGAUUCUCUUAGCAUCGACUAAACCGUUCUCCCGUUUGCUAUCGAUAUUCAGUUGUUCGUUGAUUCUCUGACUAGAUCAAACUCAUCGGACUUAAUCUUCACUUUCAACCGCGUUGUUAAAUAACCGGUGAAAAUAACACGCUUGAAAAUUGUUUCCAGUGCGACGGCAGUGUCUUACGAUUCGUUCGCCGCGAUUGUCCAGCCCAGUUAUGUUCUCAAUCAAGUACAGCAAGCAAUUCCUGAGCUACCGUAUACUCAAGUCCAACCGGUUCAAAUAUAUCUGACGAUACGGACUCGGACUACGUAGUAAAGUGUGUGCGCAAGGUGGUGUGUGUGUAUUGUACUGCGGGCGACUUGUCGUACCUACGGUGCUCAGGAAGGCAGAGACGCGGGUGCCCCCGGCAAGACCUGGAAAGUCUUGUAUCAGAAUCCAAUGGCUGAAUCGAUUUGCACGGCGACGCGAGCUUGAGAAAGUACGUUGACGGCGACGACGGGACGGAAGACCGGCGGCGUCAUCGAAAGUCGCUAGUGAGGCGAAUCUUUCGAGGGCAAGGGGCAGAGAGCUUGGGAGAAAAAAAGAAAGAGAGAAAUCGUUGCAAAACAAACAGAGAAUUGGUAAUGAGGAUUUAAUGAUUCCAUCUUUGAUGAGGUUUUUAACCGGAAGUAAAGUAUUGAGCUUGUAAAGAAAGCGAUAUAGCGGCGAAAAUUGACAACGACGAAUUGUUUUAUCGACAAAAAAAGAUCUUGAGCAAGAAAAUUCAGAGUGACAAUCAAAACUAAAAUUUUGUCAAGCUGUGAGAAUUUUGUGGCAGUUAAUGAUUUUAUUAUUAGGAGGAUUUUCAAGUAGGAAAUUGAAUAUUAGUCAUUAGACGGACGAAAAAGUUCUGAGGAGUAGAUUUUCUUUGAGAGACAGAUUUAUCUAAAAUAACGACAUCGCUCGAAGAUAAUGCGCUUGUAUGCCAGCUCGUGAGAGAUCAUAAGAGCGAAGAUCGAGCGGCAGGAUCCGAGUCGAGUGAGCGGAAAGCGAAAUCACUCGGAAAUUCCUUCGAGAUCGACUUUUCACGGCAAUCAUACGUGUACAUUUACGUAUACAUUUGUGCGUACGCACGUAUGUGGUGCGCCCAUAAUCAGGCCUGCAUAAAACGCGAAUUAAACGGAGACACUAAUUAAAGAAACGAUCGAGUGGGAUCUGCACGUCUUUGGCGAAUCGGCGGAAUCGGUUUGAAGUCGCGGAGGCAAAAUUAAUAAAUAAUAAAAAAAAAACAAAAAUGAUCGUUUAUGUUCCGGGCAGAAUGCCAACUCACGUUGGUCCUUACGGCGCCGCUCGUUACCCGGGCACCCUGCUAGGAGCCGUCCCGGGUUUUUACAGCCCGGUUUCCGGCUACUCCACCAGCCCGAUCUCGAGCUACUACGGGAGCCUCCAGCAACCACCGCUGGACCUUCCGGUUUGGCCGCGGAGGAUGCCGGCCGAGGAGGAACUAGGGGCCUCGCCGGCCGCCGGCCCCAGGCUGGGGAUGUCUCCGGGCACCCUGGGCAAUCCCCCGAGUCCGGCGCACAGCGACUCGGAUGCGUCCAGCUCGAGCUUGGAACUAGGUACCAUCAGAACCGGUGAAAACGCCCAAUUAAAAUGCAGAUGGCAAGACUGUGGACGAUGGUUCACGUCCCUGGAGCAACUAGCAGGACACGUUGGGAGAUUGCACGCGGCACCUGGCCCGAGGGGUCUGUUUUACUGCGGAUGGGAGGGAUGUGCAAGAGGCGAGCGUGGGUUUAACGCGAGGUACAAGAUGCUGGUCCACGUACGGACACACACGAACGAGAAGCCGCACCAUUGCUUCCAAUGCGACAAGAGCUUCAGCAGAGCGGAGAACUUGAAGAUCCACGCGCGUUCCCACACCGGCGAACGUCCUUACGUCUGUCCCGUCGAGGGCUGCAAUAAGGCUUACUCGAACUCCUCGGACAGAUUCAAGCAUACCAGAACUCAUGCCGUGGAUAAGCCAUAUUACUGCAAAGUGCCCGGUUGUCCGAAGAGGUAUACCGAUCCAUCAUCCUUGAGAAAGCAUGUCAAGACCUACCGCCACUACGUGAACAACAACGACAAAGUCCAAGAGAAGAGCUUCGACGAUAACAACGUCCAGGAAAAAACGAGGUUCGAUGCCAAUUCGCCCGACAAACAGAGCAGCAGCGCGCACUCCGAGUCGGACAAGAAGGAUUCGAGUAUCGAGAGCAGCGUGUCGGGUUGCAGUCCAAAGGCCAGCAACAGCUUCGAGGAGCAGAGGAACUUCGUCGAGUGGAACAAUAUGUACAAUCUCCAGGAACAGCGAAAAGAGCAAGAACAAGUCACACCGCCGAAGCCAUACGAACAGGAUGUAAAGAUCUAUCCGAGGAUGUACGAUGACAAUUACAUCAUACCGGACAGGAUUCAAAUGAAUCCCAUGUACGCUUCCGGCAGCACCAUCAUUAAAGACUGCUCUGUCGCGUCGUCGCCUCAUACGAGUCCGGGUCGAGUGUCCGAUUCGAUGCCGCGUAUUGGGAUGCAGUCGACGCCCAUUAAGACAGAGGAGACCAUGGAGUACAACGUUACCAAGACCGCCACGGUGGAUUACAGGAACAUCGAAUCGAUUGUCAACAGUACGCCUUGCAAGAAGGAGAACACGGUCAGUUGCGAUCCAGUGAGGCAUUCGGUGAUCAAACGAGCAGAAGAUCUGAAGAUGGAGGUAGAGCAAACGCCGCUCAAGGAGGAAUUGAAGGACACCAGCGGCGACUGCUGCUGCCGGCACAAGUGUUGCGUGCACAGCAAUGACAGCAUCCUGCAGAAGACGAAGAUCCUCUCAGACCUCCUUCUUAAAACACAAAAUCCGCUCUUCCGGCAUCUAUUGGGUUCGGUGGACUUACAAUACGGAUUAGAGAACAUGUGGAGCAACAUCGUGGAUACUAAUAACACAUGCGGCCAAGACCUCAGAGUAAAGAACGAAAACGUCACCGAAAUGGAGCAAGACCUGCCAUUGGACUUGACGAUCAACAAGUAACAAGCAAUUGGCUGUCAACGUAAACCAAAAAACUCGUAGUCGUCAAUACAAAUUUUAUUUUCAUCACUUGCCAAAAUACGAAUUAAACGAAAUGCCAUAAAUUUUAGACGCAGUCAAUUAAUGAUAAUUAACUGACCAACAAAGAAUAUUAAUUUAUCAAUGAAAUGAAAAGUUUUGAUGACAUUGAAAACCAAAUAUAUUUUAAUAAAUUAUAAUAUGAAAAAAAGUAAUGAGAUGAAAGCAAUCCAAGAUUAGACAAAAAUUUGCUCAAUCCAUAACUAAAAAUAGUUGCACUAAUCGAAUCGUUCAGGGAUAAUCAAAUUCUAGCUUGCAAGUGCAACUCUACAACUUUAAUCAAUUACUUGGAGACGACGUUCCCGCUUUCGAAUUGGCUACUAAAAUUGGAUAAGUGGCUAGAUACAGUAAUGAAAGUUAAACUGGGAACUUGUUAUAAAGUUGUAAAUAUAUCUGAAAAAUAUACACAAAGAUGCAAAAUAUUUGACUCUUGACCAGUAAUUUAUCUAUUAGAAUUGAAAUUUAAGAGUUGUAGGCUUUUUUUUAAAUAUAAGAUGCUUAACAAUUCAGUACUCUAUGUAAACAAAACAUAUGUAUCAUAUGUAUAUAGAAAUUUAUAUGUAUGUAUAUGUAUGUGUGGCGAGUCAAUAAAUGAAGUAAUAUGGAGUAAAGUGCCCAGAGAACAAUAAAAGACGUCUUACAAGCAUCUAAAAGACAUCUUAAAAUUCUUGAAACAUAAAAUUGUCAAGAAUAUAACUUUAUAACAUCUUUAAAACAUUUUAUAUCUCCGUGACAGUUUUCGGAAUAUUAGUUUAAGAUGUCUUAUUUUCACUUUUAGAUAUAUCACGAAGUAAAUAUUACAGCAAUGCGGAAAUGCGUUAACAAAAAAAUAUGAAAGAAAAGUUAAUAUUACUUUAUAUGUAUAAUACAAAUAAUUUAAUAGUUACAUAAUUUUGUUAACAAUCUAUCUUUUAUUUUACAUAUGUAUGUACAUAUCUCGAUAGGUACAUUGUGCGAAUAUUGUAUAAUAAUAACAUCACAAAUUGACGAAAAUUUUGAGUAAUUGCACUAAGAUGAUACGUUAUAACGCAGCAGUUUUGUUAAAAUAAAGUCUCUAAAUAAUAUUCGUUAAAAAUCAGACAAAUCUAAAUUUGAGAAAUAAAUACUUUCCAAUUAUUUCAAAAACCGUUUGGUUCUUUAUUUAAAAUGUUACCAUGCUGAAGGUGUAAUAUUUCGUACUGGCAAUAUUUCGACAUUAUAAUUUAGUAAUAAUUGUUUAUUUUUAUAAGUAUGUAUUUGGAUUAAUUAUGUUUCCAAAUGUUUUACACAUAACAUAGCUACAAAUGUUUUUCUUAAUAAAUUAAACAAUUUUUUUCCAAAUUUAAUUUUGUAAAUAUAUCACUAAAAUGAUUCACCACAUUAUCGUAGUUUUGCCGAAAUAUUAUUUCAAAGUUAAUUGAGCAAACGAUUAUCAUUAUUUUAUAAAAAGUCAAUAUUUCUACAUCUAUUUUUGUAAAUGUAUUUACAUAAUUACUGAUUAUAAUUUUUAUGUCAGAUUUCGUUAUAUAAUUUAAUAAAUGUUCUAUCGGGGUAUGUAUGUAUAUAAUGUAUGCAUACAUAUAUGUAAUAUAUAAAUUAUAACUUUUGUAUUUAGUAUAAUAUACAUGUCUAAAAAUAUAUGUAUAUUAUAAUAACUACGACUAUAAUAGAUAUAAUAGAUACAGGCUAGUUUUUGUCGUUAGCAAAAUUAUGUAAAUAUUAAAUCAUUGAUAUGUUAAUUUAUCAAUUAUUUCAAUUUUUUUAUGUUUUUAUAAUACAUUUCCAAACUUCGUUCUAAUUGUAUCGUUAUAACCCCAAGUAAUUCAAAAUAUUAAAAUGCCAAAUUUUAAUUGAAAGUUAACAUUUUUAUAAGCUAUAUUAUAUUAUUAUAUUCAGAUUGGCCAUGUCAUAAUUUUAAUUAAUAAACUUUACAAUUGAUAAUGUAAAUAGUUGUAAAUGCUCCAAAAAGGUUCGUAUAAAAAACAUAAUAUUCAGACGUCUUCUCAGAAAGUCGUAAAGACAUCUUUGAAACGUCUUUUAAACACAUGUGUUGUCUGAGGUGCCUUUCUCUACUAGCAUGUUUAAGAAUGUGAAUUAAAUAAAAAGACAUUAUUUA